CUAAAGCUUAGUAUCAAUAGCAGCAUUUCAGUAAUGUAUAGUAGUAUUCGAGUAGUGUAUCUUUUACCACUUUGUCGCGUAUGUCACCUCAGAUUGACUUGUAUAACAACUUAGUUUCUGCUAUGAGAAUGUUAAUCAAACCAAACGGAUUGGGUAUAGAUACUAGCAGAGAUAUGAAUACUCUAUUGAAGGUCUAGUGAUAUUUAGCAGUGAGUUGCUGAAUACUUGGCGACAGCAAAACGGUGAUUUUCGACGGUGAUAAAAUGUGGUGGAUCGUUGUACUGCUCUAUGUGGCAUUCGAUUUGAAUUACUUCAUUCGAACGCUAUGCACAAUAGGGUCGAUAGCGUUGUCCAGAAGAAAUCUUAAACUCACAGAAACCAUUACGACCUACGGCAUCUGUACUACCCAAGACAUCGAUAUAUUCCUAAAUCACAUGAACAACGUCCGUUUCCUGCGAGAACUAGACUUUGCUCGCUACCAAUGGUACGGUCGAUGUCGGUUCUGGACAAAUUUUAAUGCUGCCGGUGGGUCAGUAAUGCAAGGCGCAACGAUGAUACGUUACCGUAAAAUGAUUUCGCUACUGCAGCCUUUCCGGGUGGAAACACGUCUAGUCUGGUGGGACGAAAAGAGUCUCUAUUUCGAGCACAAGUUCAUUACACUGCUAGACGGAUUUAUUCGCGCAAUUGCCUUUUCGAAGCAGGUAGCAGCGAAAGUCAACUUAAACGAUUUCAUGGGUCGAUUCGAGGAAUGCCUGAAUAAGCCACCCCAACCGGAUGAAAUCCGUCACUGGUUAGCAGCGAAUGAGGUGUCUAGUCUACAAAUACGCAAAGAUAGGUAAAAGGGGACGUAAUAAACGCAAAUUUUAACAGUUGUACCAUUUUUAGGGAGAUUAAGAACAAUAGCAGUGCAAAUGUAAAUAAUGGGUUUUGUAGGGUUUUAUAAUAAUUUUUUACGUUAGUCGUAAACCAAUGUUUAACAAUUGUUUCAUAGUACCUGAUGAUACGACGUGCAGGUUUUGAUCAGUUUGC
Molecule: messenger RNA, 1029 nt
Organism: Wyeomyia smithii (pitcher-plant mosquito)
Lineage: Eukaryota; Metazoa; Arthropoda; Insecta; Diptera; Culicidae
Product: protein THEM6-like
Exons: 3
Coding region: 264-839 (191 amino acids)
Source: RefSeq, a predicted model, not a curated record